AUGGGUGAGUGAUUUCGUAUGUUCCAGAUUGGGUGCCAUUUUCACUUUGUCUUUAUGCUAGAGAAACUAGUUUCUUUCAUUGAGUAAUACUUUGUGUGACUGAUCUGUGAUCUUGUGUUGCAGCCGAGAAAGUUCUGAUCGUGUACGCCCACCAGAGUACUGGGUCGUUUAACGCUGCAGCUAAAGAUGCAGCUGUGACAGCUCUGACUGCUCAGGGCUGUAAGGUGGAGGUGUCUGACCUCUACGCCAUGAAGUUUAAAGCCUCUGCUACUGUUGACGACAUCACUGGUAACAGUCUGAACUAUGAGUUGCUUAAUUACUGUAGUGUGUGCCAAUUAAAUGCUAAACUUUUUGUGGGUAAGUGGCUUUUAUUUUCUACCUCAACUUGCUUAGUCUCAGUCUGUUAUGCUUUAUCAGGGGAGGUGAAGGAUGCUGAACACUUCCGAUAUGGAGAGGAGACCAUGCUGGCGUGGCAGGAGGGCCGACUCUCUGCUGACAUCACUGCGGAACACCGCAAACUCUCUGAUGCGGAGGUUGUCAUUUUCCAGGUGUGCUCUCCUGGGGUAGUGUCUGAGGGAACUUAGCCUCAAUUUGAGCCUAUAAAUUAAAUGUAGACCCUUCAGCUCUUUACUUUUUGGAUGGUGGCUGAAAUGCACCCAUUCCAGGUACUGGUUGUUGACUAGUGUCUCCCAUAUUUCUCAGUUCCCCAUGUACUGGUUCACUGUUCCUGCCAUCAUGAAGGGCUGGCUGGACCGGGUGCUCACACUGGGAUUUGCCUACACCUCAGAAAAGAGGUACAGCCAGGGCCUCUUCAAGGUAAGGGACGCAAUCCCAUAGUCACUGUUAAAGGCCCAAUGCAGCUGUAUGUGGACACCUGCUCGUCGAACAUCAACUUGGUAGUGCGUGUAACUGAGGACAAUUGUUACGCACUCUGCGGUCCCGUUCUGAGUUUGUGUGGCUUAGAACUUGCGGCUGAGCUUUUGCUCCUCAACGUUUCCAUUUCACAAUAACAGCACUUACAGUUGACAAGGGCAGCUCUAGCAGGGCAAAAAUCUGUCAAAACUGACUUGUUGGAAAGGUGGCGUCCUAUGACUGUGCCAUGUUCAAAGUCAGAGCACUUCAGUAAGGCCAUUCUACUGUCAAUAUUUGUCUAUGGAGAUUGUAUGGCUGUGUGCUUGAUUUUAUAAAUCUGUCAGCUGUGACUGAAAUAGCCGAAUGCAUUAAUUUGAAGGGGUGUCUACAUUUGUGUGUGGCUCAGAACCAGUCAGCCUCAUGCAGCGUGACACAGCUCCUUCGCUUAGAGUUGAUCAGGCUGAUUGUGGCCUGUGGAAUGUCCCACUCUUCAAUAGCUGUGAAGUUAACUAAAACACUAUCGCUCCAGAGCAUCCCAAACAUGCUCAAUGGGUGACAUGUCUGAGUAUGCCGGCCAUGGUAGAACUGGGACAUCUUGAACUUCCAGGAAUUGUGUACACAUCCUUGCGCCAUGGGGCCAUGCAUGAUCAUGCUGAAACAUGAGGUGAUGACUGCUGAACGGCAUGACAACGGGCCUCCGGAUCUCGUCAAUCUCUGUGCAUUCAAAUUGCCUUAGACUUCAAAUGCAGUUGUCUGUAGCUUAUACUUGUCCAUAACAACUCAACCAUGGGGCACUCUGUUGACAUCAGUAAACCACUCGCCCGGUACAGAUGUAAAGCCCACAUCUUCAGCAUGACGGUGAGCAUUUGCCCACUGAAGUCUGUUACGCCACCAAACUGCAGUCGGGUCAAGACCCUGGUGAGGACAAGCGCACAGAUGAGCUUCCCUCAAACGAUCCCGCAGGUGAAGCCAGAUUUGGAGGUCCUGGGUUGGUGUGGUUGUGAGGCCGGUUGGACAUUGUGCCAAAUUCUCUAAAACAAUAUUGGGGAGGGUUUAUGGUAGAGAAAUUAACAUUUAAAUUCCUACAGUCAGCAUGCCAAUUGCACGCUCAACUUGACACCUGUGAUGUGACAACAUUUUAGUGGCCUUUUUAUUGUCCUCAGCACCUAUGUAAUGAUCAUGUGGUUUAAUCAGCUUCUGAUAUCCCACCUGUCAGGUGGAUGGAUUAUCUUGGCAGAGGAUAAAUGCUCACUAACAGGGAUGUAAACCAAUUUGUGCACAACCUAUAGAGAUGCUUUUUGUGCAUAUGUUUAAAUUUCUGGAAUCUUUUUUUCAGCUCAUGGGACCAACACUUUACAUGUUGCAUUUGUAUAGUGUAUGGCCUGGUGUGACGUCGCUGACACGCCACCCAUCCCAAACCUGACUAAAGGUCCUGUGUAAUAGUUGCUGGUUGAAAAAACAAUCAGGAAAUAUCACUGAACACUUUUCCUGUCAUCAGCUGUUGUACAAUAUGAAACAAAACACAGAAAUUAAUUGACCGCAACGUGCCUUAACAAAAAUACAUGGUUGGAAUGUUCCUGUGGUCCAUUUUACAUUUCUCCUCACCUGGAUGGUUUUCCCCCAGGACAAGAAAGCCAUGCUGUCCUUCACCACUGGAUCCCAGGAGUCUAUGUUCAGUGCCAAUGGUAUCAAUGGAGACAUGAAUGUCACCCUGUGGCCACUGCAGGUAUGUUAGGCUUGGCUGGCACUACCAGCAAUGAGCUUUUGCUUUGCUCUGGUAUCCCCACUGGAUAACACACACAAAUGUUUGACUUCCAGGCUGGCAAGCACUCAUUUCAAUAAUUCACUUGGCCAAAUCAAUUCAUAUGUAUCUACUUGAGCAUGCUUAAACCAGUUAAUUCCCUCUUCUAGAAUGGCAUCCUGCACUACUGUGGUUUCCAGGUUCUGGCUCCUCAGAUCUUCUGGGCUCCACCCGACAUCCCCUCCGAGGCUCGCCGUAGCAUGCUAGAGGCAUGGUGCACGCGGCUGCAAGGUCUAAUGGGAGAAACUCCACUCACCUUCACCCCCUCGGACAGCUUCGAUGGAGGACUGGGCUUCCAGCUCAAAGAGGAUAUCCAGGAGAAGCAAGCAGCCAGUGAGUUCGGCCUGACUGUCGGAACCCACCUGGGCAAGCCCCUCCCACCCAACAGCCAGGUCAAAGCUGGGGUGUGA
Coregonus sp. 'balchen' is the source of this 3063-nucleotide messenger RNA. NCBI's taxonomy places the organism in Eukaryota, Metazoa, Chordata, Actinopteri, Salmoniformes, Salmonidae. The record is from the annotation of a GenBank genome assembly.